AUGGUGAAAGCUCGGGCGAUCAGCGAUCUUGGCCUGGGAAGGCUCCGCGGGGCCGCCUGCGACGCCAGGCUGGGGCAGCCGGAAAAGCCUGAGCAGGAGACACACGAGAUAAAGGUUGCCUCGCAGCCUCUUGCAAGACUGGGGUCCUUGCCCAACCCUCCGCAUGGGACGCUGCCCGAGGAGCUGCUCCUGCUGCGCUGCAUCUUGAAAAGGUUUUCGGGACAUGUGGCUCCAGUUAGCGUGGUGAGACGAAGGGGCCGUGUGGCCCUGCCAGGCAGCCACUCGAGCACAGCAGCGCCUCAGACCCCCGCUCUGGCAGGGAGCAUCCGUGCGGGUGUGGCCAGAGGCCGUGCUGGGCCCAGACGCCUGUGGCUUGCCCGGUGGGCCCCCACGGGGGCCUGCAAGGGGAGGGAGCUGGACUGGGGAGAUGCUGUUGUGUUUGCCGUUGUGUUUGCUGCCUUUGCUGGCUUCUUCGAAAACGUUUGUGCUGAACCUGCACGGACAGAUGUCCCCACGCUGACCUCCUGGGCAGCCCCAAUCAUAUGGGAUGGCACGUUCCGGAAAUCAGUCUUGGACAACUACUACAAGGAGCAGGGCGUCACCAUCGGCCUGACGGUUUUUGCCAUCGGGAAGUACCUGGACAAAUACUUGCAGCACUUCUUGACCUCUGCCGACACCUUCUUCAUGGCCGGACACAAAGUCAUCCUCUACGUCAUGGUGGACGACCUCUCCAAAGUCCCGCGGGUCAGGCUGGGCCCGCUUCGGACGCUGAAGACCUUCUACGUGAGGCGGGAGAAGCGGUGGCAGGACAUCAGCAUGACGCGGAUGAGGGUCAUCGGGGACCUGGUCGAGAGCCACGCGCAGCACGAGGUGGACUUCCUCUUCUGCAUGGACGUCGACCAGGUCUUCCAGAGCAACUACGGCGUGGAGGCCCUGGAUGAGUCCGUGGCCCAGCUCCAGGCCUGGUUCUACAAGGCGGACAAGGCCGCGUUCACGUACGAGAGGGACCCCGCCUCGGCCGCCUACAUCCCCUAUGAGGAGGGCGACUACUAUUACCACGGGGCCGCAUUUGGGGGCACCCCGAUGCACAUCCUGAACCUCAGCAGGCAGUGCUUUGAGGGCAUCCAGCGGGACAAGGAGCAGAACGUGGAGGCCGUGUGGCACGACGAGAGCCACCUGAACAAAUACUUCCUCCUCCACAAGCCGACCAAGCUGCUGUCCCCCGAGUACUGCUGGGAUUACAAAAUCGGCAUCCCCCACGAGAUCCAGAACGUCAAGUUGUCCUGGAUGCCGAAGGAAUACGAGGAGGUCCGAAGCAACUCGUGAGGCUCCCGCGGCUGGACAGAUGGCGUCCGACCCUGAGGGCGUGCCCUGCGGCUGGCGUGGUCUUCCUCUGAGGACGCGUGCAGCUUCUCCCGAAACAUUUCGGUCUGGUGAAGCGGCAGGUUUUCCCAUUUCCUCUGCAAGGAGGAAACGUAAAGGAAAGAAAGGUUCUCCUGUAAGCUUGGAAGACCCAGUUCUGCUGUCUUGGAUGAGCUCUCGGUUAGGUUUCGGUGGCUGAGUCGGGCACGGCGGUGGGGAGCGAAGCGGGGGUCCGAACCUAGAAGCCGCUGCAGUCUCGGUGGCGGGGCCGGUGCCGGGGGAGUGGUUUGGCCUCCCUUCCAUGGGGCGACCACAGGAAGAGGAGGGAAGCACCAGGCAGCACAGGACGACCUGCGCAGGCGGGGCGGUCACAGGGCGAUGGUGAUCCGAUCUUCGAAAGAAACUCCAGUGAAGAUGGCCGUCCGUUCUGAAUGCGGAUCAAACCCUGAAACUCAAGCUGAACGCGCCACGUCCCUCGCGGGGCGUGUGGGGCACUUGUGCUCGCUUGCUCGUGCCCGGAAGUUUUUACUUUCGGGAAGACCGCACUGGGUCAGCACUCCACUGGCUACACGCACGUGGGCGGCUGAGCUGCUGUGUGUCGCUUCCGCCUUGGCUUGCUUCUGCGGCUGAGCUGCGGCAGCACCUCUUGAGGGCCGGCCACCUCUUGCGAGCUUUGUGGCCCCCGGCCAGGGCUCCUUCCCGGCAGGGGGAUCCCAGCACUGCCCCCUCCACACACACACACACACACACACCGCAACCUUGUGCAGUUUGCCCAACUUUUCUUCCUCGGCAGUUUUGUUGUCCUGGUAAUUCAAAGAUAGAAGGAAGGGUGGGAAACGGCGGCAGGCCUGCUCCGGGAAGGUGACGGGAGCUUCCCCCAUGGGCUGCUGGUCGGGCCUGGCUGCUUCCGGCCCCAUCAGGGCCUGCUCUCUGGGUGGGCUCCUGCCAGAUGAGGACGAUGGGGCCGGUCGGCAGGGUGGGACCCGUGGGGUGGCUAGCCUGAGACGCCGGUUCCUGGCCCUUCGCAGCCUUAAGUGUGUGCCAGCCCAGCUCCCACAUGGCCUUCCCUAAACCGGAGCCUCUGGAUAGGCUGGACUACAGCUCCCAUCAUCCGCAGCCCGCCAGGCUGGUCGUCUCUGGUUGGCAGCUGUUCUACAAGAUCUCUAGCAGAGAUUUCCCCCAUCCCCUCUGACCAAGUUUCACCGGGAGGGCAAGACUGUGCGGGCAGCCGUGCUCGGGCGGGGGUGCCGCCGGCCCUCCGAUGCACUGCGCACAUCUUGGGGGCCCUUGAGACCGUGCGCCCCCCUUACGUUCCUCUUCCAUGAGCAGGCCAGCGCCCGCUUGUGAAGCCAUGCAGGCGGCACCCGCCUCCUCGUGUGACGCAGAGUCCCGGGCGUUCGUGAUGCGUUGGGCGAAGCGGCCGCGCUGUUGGAAGCCGCCCCACACGCCCGGGCCCUCCCGCAGGCAUCCCCGCCCCGUGUCCCGAGAGGCUCGGGGGCUCCGACGCAAAUCCCCCCAGAGUCACCCUUGGAAUUGUUUGCUUUU
Molecule: messenger RNA, 2907 nt
Organism: Varanus komodoensis (Komodo dragon)
Lineage: Eukaryota; Metazoa; Chordata; Lepidosauria; Squamata; Varanidae
Product: N-acetyllactosaminide alpha-1,3-galactosyltransferase-like
Exons: 5
Coding region: 1-1326 (441 amino acids)
Biological process (GO): carbohydrate metabolic process
Cellular component (GO): membrane; vesicle; Golgi apparatus
Molecular function (GO): hexosyltransferase activity
Source: RefSeq, a predicted model, not a curated record